UCGUGAUAAAAGGCGGACUGAUCUUUACUGAUUACGGCCAACGUAGACAGAAGGGACGUGAAGGAAGUGCCCAGGAUAUGACGAUAGUGUAACACAGUACAUGGCCGAAUGCAGGUGAUAAAAGUCUAUCGUGUCACGCAGAAAAUGAAUGUAAUUCUCACGCUGCUUGUUGUUCUCUGCUGGACGACAACCAAUUGCCGAGUCAGUGCAUCUAAUUGCGUAACUGAUGACGGUUUCUGUGCAUGGACAGCGCCCACCUUUUGCAACAAUCCGGGAUCUUACUGUGCAAAUGGAACGGACUGCUUGGUUGUGACGAAAUCCAUCAGUUAUUGGCUAGAGUCAUCAACCAGCUACAAUCGACAGUUCCAGUGUCGAAAUCCCUUGGUCGCAGCAGACGACAGCCAACCUUAUGAAUACGAAACCACUUGGAGCUGUGAGUUGCACGAUCCUGUGGACGCAACUGUGACGAUUCCGCUCAUGGGCAACAGCACCAAAUCUUUGAGUAUUCGGUAUGCCGAGAUGUGGAGCUGCCCCAUUGGCGAUAAUGCUGUCAUCCAAUGCCCGUCGGGAAGAUCGAGACUUGGCACGGAAUAUGGAUGCAAGAGUGUUGCUCAGCUGCUCCCAAAUGUUUUCGCACUCGUGCGAUUCUGGUGUCAGUUUAAAACUUCAGAUUGCCAAUUUGAUUCGUCACUCAUCAUGUCCCACGUUGGCCAAUCAAACGUGACUCUUGCGCUACCAGAGUACUACGUCUUUGAAUAUGAAAGCGUAUCGAUCGACAGGCAAACCUUCGUGUGCAACCCUUCUACUCAAUCGGUUUUAGUACAGGAUUCUUGUUACAGGUUAACACCAGCAAACCUCGAAUGGAAAGAGGCACGAUCGUAUUGUCUUCAACUGGGUGGGGAUUUAGCUCAGUUUACGAGCUCUAUCGACUUUGCAUCCAUCUUCCGUAGCUUGGACAAUUCCAUUCCGCCGAACAUCACAGCCUCCUCAGCUAUUCCUACCUGGUUCAAAUAUUAUACAUGGACCAACGAACAGCGAACACCACAGCAUUUUGAACAGUACCUGGACGGAUUUCAAUGCGCCGUGUACGAGGUCCAGCCUGGCAUUGGACCUAAUCCGCAUUCGAGAUGUAAAACCGGUACAAGAACGAAGAAAGUUCGUGCCUUGUGUGUACUACCUCCGGGACUGCCAGAUGAUGAUUUCAAUUAUGAACAAAUGUCCUGCCCGGUUAAAUGCGGUGUCUCUGGGUAUCCAUCGAACGUUUGCUGGGAAGCAGAUGCCGAUGCAAAAGUGUAUAAAGAUUGUCCCAACGGGUUAACAGGGAUCGCUAGCUGGACGUGUAAUCUUGCUGGACAGUGGAUUACCCCAACUCCUGAUCUAAGCAAUUGCACAAACAUUGCGAUUCAAAAUUCUAUCAAUCAAGCAAACUAUGAGAUUGAAUAUGGUGGCAAUCCCAGCCAGGCAUUGGAUAGCCUCUCUAGUGUACUUAAACAGAACGAGUUGGGUUCGGGCGACAUUAUCCAAUUGGACCAAACAGUGCGUUUAGCCAUCGACAAACAAACCCAGCUGUUGGCUGCAAAUUCAGAUCCGAAUUCGAAAGACAUCAGCAGCAAAAAUUUUACCAGUUCCGUCACUGAUGUGAAUAAUGUGUUGCUGGGAAAUGAAUUGGCAUUCUGGGGUUUGGAAUCAAACGCCCGUAGCGAGGCUAUCGAUGCCGUACAAAAGAACAUGGACGACACGUUAUUCCUCUUGGCUGACAAUCUUCUUGAUAAAAUAUACAAAAAUUAUAAUUAUGAAAACAUCGCCAUACAGGUGGAAAACAAACCAAAAUCGGACUACAACAACGAAAGUUAUGCUUACGUGGCAGGAGGUAAAGACCAAUUGAUCCUACCUGCAGGAUUUCCUUAUGCGACCGGCGAUCCAAAGAUUCGUCUUUCGUUCGCAACGUAUCCCGCUUUUCAAAAUCUUCUCCAUGGCGACACACUAGCCCAAUUGUUUGAGGAAAAUCGAACCAAUUCCGAGCCAAUAAAGCAAGUUGUGGUAUCGAAGGUGAUGGGCGCUACGCUGGGCGAACCGAACGGACACAUCCACUUCGCUGAUGGCAAUGUAGAAAUUUUACUCAGCACACUAAACCUCAAUCUCUAUGAAGUCAAUCGGACAAGCGCGAGGUGUGCGUAUUGGAACGUGUUCACGCAAGAUUGGUCGUUUGAUGGAUGCGAAGUGGUAGAUACUAAUGACAAAUCGAGCACUCGAUGCAGAUGUAACCAUUUGACUAACUUCGCUGUUGUCAUGGACAUCAACGGCGUCUUUCAGAAUAAGACUGUACCUGCCCUAGAUUACAUCACUAUCAUUGGUGAAAGCAUUUCCAUUGCUUGCCUGACAUUGGCUUUAAUUGUAUUCUACUGGGUGCGAACCCUACGUCGAGAUUUCCGUUUCAUGGUUCAUCGCAACUUGUGCAUUAACCUGUUGAUUGCCGAGAUUCUCUUGCUGGCUGGAAUUGACGCUACAUCCAAUCGGGAUGUCUGUUUAGCCAUCGGUGUUUUCCUGCAUCUAUUUUUCCUGUGCGCUUUCAGCUGGAUGUUUGUCGAGGGCCUCUACAUGUACUUUCUCAUCACCAAGGUCUUUGACAGAAGCGGCUUAAAACAUUGGCAAUAUUACGCCAUCGGUUAUGGAUUUCCCGUCUUAGUAGUGGCAAUCACUCUGGCAGCAACUAAUACUCAGGCUUACUCUAAUUCUACAUAUUGCUGGCUUAGUUAUGAAAAUGGAGCGAUAUGGGCCUUUGCAGGACCCGUGGCUGCUAUCUUGUUGAUGAAUCUAGCCUUUUUGAUGAUAGCUCUCUCAGUCAGUUUUAAAUCAAGACGUAACUUUGACGAAAAGAAAGAGAAGAAGCACAAUUUUCGAUGGAUUUUUGGCACCAUCUCAUUGACUUUUAUUCUGGGCAUCACUUGGUUCUUUGGCUUUCUGUUUUUUGGCCAAGGUAGCAUAAUAUUUGCCUACAUCUUCACCAUCUUGAAUUCUCUGCAAGGAUUGUUCAUCUUCAUCACGUUCUGUGUCCUCAACAACAAAGUCCGCAAAGAUUUACAGAGGCAAUUCAUCACUAGCCAGAGGCUCCAACGAGUGGCACUUUACUUUAACAUUACAUUAAGCGACUUGCACACAAUUCCAUCGCAGAACAAAACGGGCACAUACGACGUACGCCAGAAACACACAGUUACAGCGACGGUCAGCCUUGAAUCGAGUCAGUUUUCGCAAAAACUGUCUUAAGGUCGGGAUCGAUGGUGUUAUGUUUUUUCAUGUGCUGCCCAUUAUUCAGUAUACGCAUAGUACAUUUACACAGGAUUUUCAUCAUUAUUAUUAUUAUUUUCCGUUUCAUUUGUAUGGC
Molecule: messenger RNA, 3382 nt
Organism: Daphnia carinata
Lineage: Eukaryota; Metazoa; Arthropoda; Branchiopoda; Diplostraca; Daphniidae
Product: adhesion G protein-coupled receptor L3-like
Exons: 16
Coding region: 109-3264 (1051 amino acids)
Biological process (GO): cell surface receptor signaling pathway; adenylate cyclase-activating G protein-coupled receptor signaling pathway
Cellular component (GO): membrane
Molecular function (GO): G protein-coupled receptor activity
Source: RefSeq, a predicted model, not a curated record